AUGGUCCAGGAGGUUCCAAUAAGAAUAGACCAGGCGGUUUUGUGGCUUUCAGAUCCUUCAACAGACAUAAAAAAUAAAAUUGAAGCAGUUAAUGAAUUAUUGGAAUCAUUGGAUGCGUUGCAGUUAAAUGAUUAUCAAGGAUUUUUAUCUAAAUUAAUACCAGUAAUGAUACAAGUGUUGGAUGAAGGAGAACCAUCAUUUAAUAGUUUGUCACAUGAACAGAACUUCCGUAUAAGUCUUUUAAAUUUACUUCAUAGGCUACCUUUGAAUGAAACGUUUCGUUCAUAUGCAUCAGAUGUUAUGAAAGUAUUAAUGAAACUUUUGCAUAUAGAUAAUGAGGAGAAUGCUAUAUUAUCAUUAAAAAUAAUAGUUGAUCUUCACAGAAGCUUUAAACAGAAUUUAGAAGAAUAUGUUCAGCCUUUUUUAGAUUUUGUUUUAGAAAUAUUUAAGAAUAUGCCACAAGUUGUUAAAGAAAGCUUUCCUUCAGUCAGUUCAGAAUUAUCGAGUCCUAGUUAUGUUAAUAUAAAAUCAUCUAUACCUAUGUCUUCUGUAAAUCACUCGGAAACAGAAAAUUCUGGUACUUCUUUGGGAAGGUCUAAAUAUAGUUUUAAAGUACUUACGGAAUGCCCUAUUAUUGUUGUUCUUUUGUUUCAGUCUCAUAAACAAAUCAUUCCUACAAAUUUACCGUCUUUUAUUUCUGCAAUAAUUGAGAUGUUAUCAUUACAGGCUGCUCCUCAGGAAGAAGAACAUUUAAUUGCCGCUUCUAAAAAUGAAAUAUUUACUGGUGUUUCAUCCAAUAUUUCAAACAAAAUCUUAUUCGGAGAAUUUAUAAUAGCUCAAAUAAAGACAAUGUCCUUUUUAGCAUAUGUUUUGCGAGGAUUUACCGCAGCUAUGAGAAAAUAUCAAAAUAAAAUACCCGAGUUUUGUGUUCGUAUUUUAAAAGAUUGCCCACCUGAAAUUUCUUCCCCAAGAAAAGAACUUUUGGUUGCCACAAGACAUAUUUUAGCUACAGAUUUUAGAAACGCUUUUAUUAAAAAAAUUGAUUUUUUAUUAGAUGAAAAAGUUCUUAUUGGAGAAGGAGUUACUGUUCAUGAAACAUUAAGGCCAUUAGCAUAUAGUAUGCUCGCAGAUUUAAUUCAUCAUGUACGUUCUGAGCUUAGUGUAAAACAAAUAAGCCAAACAAUUCGUGUAUAUUCUGCUAAUCUUCAUGAUUGGACAUUGGCGAUUAGUAUUCAAACAAUGUCAGCAAAAUUACUUUUAAACAUGAUUGAUAGAAUAAUGAAACUUCCCCAGCAAUCAGAAGGGCGCCAACUUUUAAUUAUAAUUCUAGAUAAUUUUGCGAAAAAACUUGAAGAAUUAAACCAGAUUUAUCCUUUCUUAAAACAUAAGCAAUUUAUAUCUGAUGCAAAGCUAGAAAAUAUGAGCCAAAAAUAUGAGCCUCUAGAUAAUAUUGAUAUAAAUAUUGAAAAUGGGCUGGAUCUUCAGCGUUUAAGUCCCAUAGAAGCAUCUCUUUCUAGUUUUAAUUUGUCUCCUAGUCCACUUAAAGACGGACGUGUAUUAUUUAAGAAUCUUAUAAUUGGUUUGAAACCUAUAUUAUUUGGUCUUAAAAGUUGUAAUCCAUUAUCAACAUGUCCAUUAUCUAACAUACAACAAUGGAAUGACGUGGUUAGAGGACUAGAUACGUUUGAUGUUUUGCUUUUUACAAAGAUAUUUCAUGAGGGUUGUAAGGGAUUCAUUUAUUACAAAAAUGAAACUGGAAAAAAUAAUGAUAUUAAAUCUAAAGAUAAACCGACAUUUAUAGAUUCAUCUAUUACAAUUAAUAUUCCUAGCACUAGAGAAGAGAAAGAUGUUAUUGAGACAUUUGCUACAAUAUUUAUACAUAUCGAUCCAGCCGUUUUCCAAGAAAUAUUUCAAGCACAACUGCCUAUAUUUUUUGAGCAGGUCCUUAAAAAUCCAUCAUUGCUUCAUAUUCCUCAUUUUUUCUUAACAAACGACAAUACAUCUUCUGGAUUUGUAGGGAUAUUAUUGUUAUUUCUUAAAAGCAAGUUGAAAGAAGUUGGUGCAGAAAGUACACCCAGAACUUUACUUCUUUUAAGAUUUUUUAAACUAGCAUUUAUGGCAGUAACAAUGUUUCCGGACUCUAAUGAAGUCAUUAUACGACCACAUCUUAGUUACUUUAUUAUUCAAUCUUUUAAAUUAUCAACAGCAGCUGCUCAACCAAUGAAUUAUUUUUUAUUACUAAGAUCUCUCUUUAGAAGUAUAGGUGGUGGACGCUUUGAACUUUUAUAUAAAGAGGUUUUACCAUUAUUGCAGGUAAUCCUUGAAUAUUUGAACAAUUUGAUUCAAUCAUCAAGAAAACCAUCGGAAAGAGACUUAUUUGUAGAGUUAUGUCUUACUGUUCCUGUUAGAUUAAGUGUUCUUUUACCAUAUUUAAAUUAUUUAAUGAGACCAUUGGUAUUAGCUUUGCGUCCAGGAUCUGAUCAAGUCAGUCAAGGUUUGCGAACUUUGGAACUUUGUAUCGAUAAUCUAACCCAAGAUUUUUUGGAUCCAAUUUUAGCUCCAGUUGUUGACGACCUUAUGGCUGCCUUAUGGGAGCAUUUAAAACCUCUUCCAUAUAGUCAUCAACAUAGUCAUACUACUCUUCGCAUUCUUGGAAAAUUAGGAGGAAGGAACAGGAAGUUCAUAAUGGGCCCUAAGAAUUUAAAUUAUGAAUGGGAUUUGGAAAGUCACCCUCGAGUUUCAAUAUAUUUACAUGGUUCAAAUAAACCUCAGAUAUUUCGACCUACUGUGUAUAUAGAUCUUUCGGUUAAUACAAUUAGGGAUCCGCGGGCGGAUUUGAGCUAUAAAAAAUAUGCAUAUCAACAUCUUAGCUCUAUUGUAAAAUUAUUUUUGAAUUCUACUGAAAUUCCUCCUAAAUUUGGUGAACUCCUUAGAAAACAGAUUAAAAUUAUAAUUUCUGAAGAUCCAUCAUUUUCUGCAAUUUCUGUAGAUGACGAUAAAAUGGACAUGGAUGAAAAUACUUCUUCUAAAAGAAUAUUUUCUAAUAACACUAAUAUUACGGUGCACGGGGAAUUGUGGAAAAAGGCACUUUUAGGUUGUUUUUAUGCAAUAUCAAUUGAACAAUUAAAAUCUGAUGUCAAUGAACUUAUUAGUAAUAUAUGCAGGCAUCUUACAUUUUUGGAACUACAGCAGACUUAUGAGGAAAUUCAGAUUCGUUCACGAGCAUUUUCAAUUCAAAGUUUUAUUGAUCCCAUUUAUCUAGAUGUUAGAAUCAUAGGUGAUGUUAUAGUGGUUGGGCUUAGUUCAGAAAUAGAGGAAGUACGGAAUCUUUCUGAGUCAUGCAUACAGAUAUUUUAUAAUACUCUAGUUACAAUCCUAGGAUCAGAUAAAUUAAUGGAUAGGAUACCUUUAUUCCAUUCUUUUGCUAAUAAAUUUUGUCAUGCAUGUUAUAAAGAACACAGUUAUGAUAAAGCUGGUGGUGUUCUGGGUAUAAAGAUUUUAAUUAAAAUUUUAAAUAAAUAUAUUAACUGGAUAACAAAUCAUGAACUUGAUUUUAUUAGAGCACUGUUAUUUGUUCUAAAAGAUACUUCUCCAGAAAUACCCUCAACAUAUGUUAAUAACUCUGUUGAUACUAUUAUGCAUAUAUUAAGACUAUGUAAUAGUGAUACUAGCGAGAUUCAAUUAAAUAACGAAAAACAACGGAAAUUUACUGCUUUAACUGCAUUAUUAAUAACAGAACUUUCAAAUCCGAGUACCAUAGUGAGAGAAACCGUCAAAUCUGCAUUUCGUCUCUUGUCUGAAUUACAGGGGACGGAACUACAUGAAUUAUUAAAGCCUGUCCAAGAAAGAUUAUUGCAACCUAUUUUUAUAAAACCUCUUCGAGCGCUACCAUUUGGAAUGCAAUUUGGACAUAUCGAUGCUAUUACAUUUUGUCUAUCAUUGGAGCCUUCAUUUCUCGAAUUUAGUGAUGAACUAAUUAGGCUGCUUCAUGAAGCAUUAGCUCUUGCUGAUGCGGAGGAUGAAGCAUUAGUAACUGCCAGUAAAGCUUCUCAGUAUAAAAAUGCAUCCGCUUUGAUUAACCUUCGCAUUGUAUGUAUUAAGAUACUUUCAAUAGCAAUUUCAUUUCCUGAGUUUUCUACUCCUGCUCAAACUCAAACAAGAGGAAGAAUUAUUUCCGUGUUUUUUAAGUCGUUAUAUUCUAAAUCAAUUGAAAUAGUCGAAGUCGCAAAUAAAGGGCUAAAACAAGUUUUAGCACAAAAUCAUAAACUUCCAAAGGAUCAAUUACAGGCAGGGUUACGGCCCAUUUUAAUGAAUUUAUCCGAUCAUAAACGAUUGACAGUAGCGGGUCUUGAAGGUCUUGCACGUUUAUUAGAGCUUUUAACAAGUUACUUUAAAGUAGAAAUAGGGAAAAAACUCUUAGAUCAUUUGAGAGUUUGGGCAGAUCCUUCUCUUUUACAAAUGAUUUCGGGAAGUCCAUUGGAAGAACAACAUUGUAUUACAAUUAUUUCUGCGAUUUUAAAUAUUUUUCAUCUACUUCCUCCAUCUGCAAAUACCUUUCUGGAAGAAUUGGUUACUAUUGUAAUGGAUUUAGAGGGCCAGCUUAGAAGAACAUUGUCAAGUCCAUUAAGAAAACCUUUAUUAAAUUUUUUAAAUAAAUAUCCUAUUGAUUGUUGGAAUUAUUUUUCAUUGAAGCUUGAUCAACAAAAAUAUAGUUUGUUUUUUUCUCAAAUUUUAAGUGCAGAUAUUAGCGAUUCAUUAAGAGCGUAUGUUUCAUCAGAUUUAAAUUCUGUCAUUUUGCAUUCAUUUUUAAAAGAUGAAAAUUGUAAUAAUAUUUGGGCCAUAGUUUCUGGAGUAACAAUUAUAAAAGCAUUAAUAUCCGACAAUAAAUUUUCAAUAAUGUCAAAUAAUGAUCUAGUACAAGCUUUGCUUAAAGUCUUUUCUAUUCCAAUAAUACAAUCAUUGGCAAAUAAAGGCGAUGAGUAUUACUUUCAAACUAAACUAAUAAUACAAACUUUAAUAAAAAUAUUCAAAUUUUACAUUAGUCAAUUUCCGAAUGAUUUUAAAGUAAUUUUCCAUUGUUUUGAAAUUGCUUCUACAUGUAAUUUAAUAGGAUUUAAUGUAUUUGAUGAAUUAAUAUUUGAGAAAAUUGUAUCAAAUCAGGACAUCCAAUACAAAAGGAAUAUUAUUAUGCUAUGUUUGGAUAUUAUUGCCGACAAACAUGUUACAUCAUACUGGAAAACAUACUUAUUUAGAAAAAUAAUCAAUCCAAUAUUGCUAAUGACUUAUCAUAAAAAAGAGGACUUAGUUGAUAAAUUAUUGAUUGAUACGAUACAUAUAAAGGUUUGGAAAUUAGCUUUAAAUGAUUUUGGAAUUGAUUUAUUUUUUUCAACUGAUACUAUUAAAAAUGAAAUAAUACAAAUGACUGCAACGAUCAUUAAAUAUAAUAUAUCAUGUCUUGAUAACGAUAUCAAAAAAGAUAUAAUUAAAUUUGCAUGGAAUUAUAUCAAAUUAGACGAUACUAUAACAAAAUAUUCUGCGUAUGUUCUUUUAACAUAUUCUGUUUCUUUUUAUGAGACCUCAAAAAUCAUAAUACAAAUUUAUAUGGCAUUAUUAAAAUCAUCUAAUUCUGAAGGAAGACAUCUUGUGAAACAAGCUUUAAAUAUUUUGGCACCAGUUUUAUCAGCUUGUAUCUCAUCUUCUGAUAUAAGAUAUCCAGAUUGGGUUAAAUGGCUAAAAUGUAUAAUUAUGGAGGAAAACAAUAACAUUCCUUUAUUAGUAAACGCAUUUCAAUUUAUUAUGCAUCACGAAACUUUAUUUUAUCAAUAUAGAGAGUUUUUUAUUCCACAAAUGGUUACUGUAUUGCCCAAACUUGGUUUUACACAAAACGCAAAUAUUGAAACUAGAAUUUUGACAAUAGAACUUAUUGAAUUAAUAGCUAAAUGGGAGGAACGACGCUUACAAUCAUCUUUAAACAAUAAUGUUUCAGAUUCUAACAUAAAGCUUGAAGAACAAUUUCAUACAGACGAUAAAUCGACUGAAAUGAAAGCUGAGGAGUCAACAAAAAUAUCUAAUAGGGACUAUAUUCCUCCAAUGAUUCUUCAGGAUGCUAUUAUUACUUAUCUUGCAAGGGUUGCAUGUUCAUCUCCUGAAAGUUAUUCAAGAAAAGGUGUUUCUAGUAAAGCUAUUCCUUUGAUACGUCAACUUAUAAAUCCUCAUUAUUGGAGAGAUGUUACAAUAAAGCUUUCAUUUUUUGAGAAGAUACUUAAACAAACAGAAAUUUCCAAAAAGACUAUAGGUCAAUAUUCUAACGUUCUAGAAAUCCUUUCUAUUGUUAUUGAAUUUCAAUCAGAUCAAUGGAUAUCUGAAAAUAUUCAACAGUUUCAGGAUUUAUUGGAAAAAGCUAUUAAAUUGGACAAUGAAGAAAUUCACAAGAUUUUAAAACCAAUUCUUAUAAGAAUAUUUGCAAAUUUAUCUGAUAAUAAAGAAAAUUCUUCUGGAUUAGAUUUUAAGAUGUUUAUUAUUAAUAUUAUACAAGAUAAUUUGCAGAAUUCUGUUAAUUUGAUUUCAACUAUUAGUCUUUUAUCAUGUAUUCCAGCUGAUAGAUCUGAUAUUUUAGAUCCUUUUAUACCUUCUUUAAUAAAGGUAUUUCAAAAAAUAGUUAAAGAUCAUUUAUCUUUACCAGUACAACAAAAUCGUACAUUAUCUCAGGCUAAUCUUGAUAACAAUUAUAAUGCAAAUAACUCUGUUAAUAUAGACCCUGAAACUAUGGUAAAACUAAUUGAAGGUUUUAUCGGAAUUAUAAAAAAAAAAGCUAUGCAUCUUGGUGAUCAAAGACGUUUAUUUUUAGCUGCAUUUGCUCAAUUAAUAGAGAAGUCUCCAAGUUCUCGACUUUGUUUUACCAUUUUGGAAGUUUUAAAAGAAUGGGUAAUAGAACAGCAAGUAUCAUUUCCUACAAUAAAAGAAAAAGCUGCAUUACUUUUAAAAAUGAUAUCAUUUGAAACUAGAGGUGAUUCUGUGCUUUAUAAUAAGUUUUUAUCUUUGAUUGUUACAAUAUAUGAAAAUCCAGCAAUUACACGAACUGAAUUAACAGUUAGACUUGAACAAGCUUUUAUGAUUGGUACAAAAGCAGAAGAUAUUUCCAUAAGAAAUCACUUUAUGGAUAUAUUUAAUAAAAGUAUGUCAAAAAAUGUUUAUACUCGUUUAAAUUAUAUUCUUGGAGUACAAAAAUGGGAGAGCCUUGCAGGUUCAUUUUGGAUUAGCCAAGCAAAUCAAUUAUUAAUAGAAUCUGUUGUUAUGAAAGAAAGAAUUUCUAUUUUAGAAACGGAUUAUGCUUUUCGAACACUAGUUUCAGACAAAUUGCUUUCAUUAUUAGCAGAUGAUGAAACAUUUAUGAUGGAUACUGAAAUCGAUGCUCUAAUAUUAAAUCAUAAAACGUUUCUUCAUUCAAUAGAUAAAUUAACUGCUGAGAGUAUAAUUUUGCCUUUAUCUCAUUUACAAUUUUUAGAAUUAAAUAUGGGAUCUCAAUUAUGGUCAGAUAUCUUUUCUAUGUCAUGGAAUUCAAUAGGGAAAAGAGAUAGACAUGAACUUUCUAAAUUAAUCGUAGCAUUAUUGGCAAAUAACUAUCAUACUCAACAAAUGGAUAAAAGACCUAAUGUUAUUAAAACGAUUCUUCAAGGACUUGCAAGAAAUGCAUCAACAAUAAAAUUUCCUCCUCAUUUAAUAAAAUAUUUAGGAAAAACAUUUAAUGCAUGGUAUGAAGCACUAGAAUUAUUGGAAGAAAUUUCUGCUCAGGGUAGUAAAAAUACACCUGCUUUACGAGAGAGCACUUUAGAUGCUUUAGCAGAAAUGUAUGCUACUUUACAAGAAGAUGAUAUGUUUUAUGGUUUAUGGAGGAGAAGAUGUCAAUAUCUUGAAACAAAUGCAGCUAUAUCAUAUGAACAAAUUGGGAUGUGGGAUAGGGCUCAACAUAUGUAUGAAAAUGCUCAAAUUAAGGCACGGACUGGUGUUCUUCCUUUUUCAGAAUCUGAAUAUACAUUAUGGGAAGAUCAUUGGUUAUUGUGUGCUCAGAAACUUCAACAAUGGGACAUUCUAACUGAUUUGGCAAAACAAGAAAGUUAUUCUGACCUGCUUUUAGAGUGUGCAUGGAGAGUGACUGAUUGGACUACCAAUCGUGAAGCUCUUGAAACUUCAAUAAAAUCACUAAUGGAUAUUCCUACUCCUCGUCGAUAUAUUUUUGAAGCGUUUACUAUUCUUCAAAAAACUCAAGCUAAGUUGGAGUCUAUUCAGGAGUUCAUUCGUGUAUGUGACGAAGGGAUUCAAUUGUCACUAAGAAAAUGGUAUCAACUUCCUGUAAUUGUAUCAAAUUCUCAUAUACCUCUUCUUCAAAAUUUUCAGCAAUAUGUUGAAUUACAUGAAGCUAGUCAGAUUUAUGCUAGUCUCUCAUCUACUAAUGCUCAAAAUUUGGAAGCAAAAUCUCAAGAAUUAAAGAAUAUUUUAGGCACAUGGAGAGAGCGUUUGCCAAAUAUGUGGGACGAUAUUAAUACAUGGAGUGAUCUUGUUGCAUGGAGACAAUUAAUAUUUUCUUCUAUUAAUAAAGAAUAUAUGUCACUUGUUCCUUGUCUUCAACAACAAGCGGGAACUAGUGGGAAUAACUCUAGUACAACAUCAUUUGCAUACAGAGGUUACCAUGAAACUGCAUGGAUAAUUAAUAGAUUUGCUCAUGUUUCUCGGAAACAUCAAUUAGCAGAAGUAUGUAUUAACCAGCUUACAAAAAUAUAUACAUUACCAAAUAUUGAGAUCCAAGAAGCUUUUCUUAAGUUAAGAGAACAAGCGAAAUGUCAUUAUCAAAAUCAUAAUGAAUUAAGCAUGGGAUUAGAAGUAAUAAGUAAUACGAAUUUAAUGUAUUUUGGACAACAACAAAAGGCUGAGUUUUUUACAUUGAAAGGAAUGUUUUUGGCUAAAUUGAAAAUGAAUGACGAUGCAAAUCAAGCAUUCGCUACUGCUGUUCAAAUUGAUCUUACUUUAUCUAAAGCAUGGGCUAAAUGGGGUCAGUAUAAUGAUAGAUUAUUUAAAGAAAAUCCUUGGGAAAUUACAGCAGCAAGUAAUGCUGUAAGUUGUUAUUUACAAGCAGCAGGCCUUCUGAAAAAUGGGAAAGCAAGAAAAGUUUUAAGUCGAGUAUUAUGGUUAUUAAGUUUAGAUGACAGUUCCGGUACAAUUUCAAAAGCGUUCGAUUCUUAUAAAGGGGACAUAUCUGUUUGGAAUUGGAUUAUUUUUAUACCUCAAUUGCUUACAUCAUUGUCUCAUAAAGAAGCACGUCAUGCUAGGCAGAUUUUAGUCCGUAUUGCAAAGACAUAUCCUCAGGCUCUUUAUUUUCAACUUAGAACCACAAAAGAAGAUUAUACUAUUAUUAAAAAACAAGCUUUGGCUGCUGCACAAUCGGCUUCAAAGAAUAAUUCUAUUUUGCAUGAUCAAUUAUCUAGUUCAAUAAAAACAGGAAAUUUACAGAAUCAUCCUAAAAGUAAUAUUAGUGAAUCUGAUGCUAAACAAAAUCCUCAAAUACCUUUUGUCAAUGCAAAAACUGAAAAUAAUCAACCAUCAUCCAAUAAUGCAAUUCCAAAUCUUCAACAAGUAUCAAAUUUUCCUCAAAAUCAACAUGUUCAAUCCCAAUUUCAAAAUUGUCAACCUUGGGAACAUGUUGAUGAAAUUAUGUCAAUUUUAAAGACUGCUUAUCCUUUACUUGCUCUUUCUAUGGAAACUAUGGUUGAUCAAAUACAACAACGUUUUAAAUGUACUCCUGACGAAGAUGCAUAUCGUUUAAUCGUUGCUUUACUUAAUGAUGGAAUACAGUAUAUUGGUAGAUUAACGACUGUUACAAGUGAAACUAAAUUGCCUCCGGUUACACAAGCGAAUAUUACGCGGUUUGCAGAGAGCGUAUUACCAAAAAAUAUUAAAAUAGCAUUUGAGAAUGAAUUUAUAAAAGAAAAGUUAAAUUUGCAUGAUUAUAUUACUAGAUUAAGAAAAUGGAGGGACAAUUUCGAAAGUAUUUUGGAUAGAAGACCUAAAUAUCAGCCAUUAGAACAAUGUAGCCCUUAUCUUAGCGAAUUCCAAUAUCAAAAAUUUGAUGAAGUAGAAGUUCCUGGACAGUAUUUACAACAUAAAGAAAAUAAUAAUGAUUUUGCACGUAUUGAUCGUUUUAUGACAACAUUGGAUGUAAUAAGAGGUCAUGGAAUAUGCUAUAAAAGGUUGACUAUUAGAGGUUAUGAUGGUAGUAUUUAUCCAUUUGCAGUGCAAUAUCCUGCUGCUAGACAUUGUCGUAGAGAAGAAAGAAUUAUGCAACUUUUUCGUAUAUUAUCUGGAGUUUUAUUAAGAAAAAAAGAGACAAGGAGAAGAAACAUAACUUUUACUCUCCCUAUAGCAGUACCAAUUGCUCCUCAUAUUAGAAUAGUGGAAGAUGAUCCUUCUGGAAUAUCUUUACAAGGAAUAUAUGAGGAAUAUUGUCGUCGAUAUGAUAUGCAUAAAGAUGAACCCUUAAAAUAUUUUGCAUCAAAACUUAAUUCUUUUGGAUCUCAAACUUUUGAUAAACAAGAUAUUAUUAAUCUUAAGAUUGAAAUUUUAACAUCUAUUCAAACUAACUUGGUUCCUGAUGAUAUUCUUUUAAAAUACUUUAAACAAUUGUUUUCUACAUACUGCGACUUUUGGAGAUUUCGAAAGCAAUUUACUCUUCAAUAUGCAGGAAUAGCAUUUAUGACUUACAUAAUGAAUAUUAAUAAUCGCUUUCCUAAUAAAUUAUAUAUAUCUAGAUCUUCUGGAAAUGUUUGGGGAACAGAAUUCCUUCCUGCCAUGGCAUCAAACAAUCCUGUUUUUCAUAAUGGAGAAGCAGUACCGUUUAGAUUUACUCCAAAUAUCCAGACAUUUAUUACUCCAAUAGGUAUUGAAGGUAUAUUUUCUAGUGCUUUAAUGGCAAUUGCUCGCUCUUUAACAGAGCCAGAGUUCGGGCUUGAUCAGUAUUUAAGUAUUUUUGUUCGUGAUGAAUUAAUUACAUGGUUUACUCAACAACACCGUCCCUUAAUACAAGAUAGUCAACUUCGUGAGAAAGUUGCUGGAAACGUUGAUUUAGUUGUUAGAAGAGUUGCAUCUCUAUCUCAAGUCGCACAAGGAAAUUUACCUGCUAAUCAGACAAUAAUUGAUUUGGUUUCACAAGCAGUUAACCCAAGAGCGUUAGCACAGAUGGAUCAAUUAUGGGCUGCAUGGCUUUAAUUAUAUCUAUAGUUAGAUAACUUUGCUUAAUAAAUGGUAAAUAUUUUUAAAUAUAUGUUAUUAUAAGGGUCUACUAUUAUGUACAUUAUGAUUAUUUGUUAGUUUUUCU
This is a messenger RNA of Pneumocystis murina B123, 11365 nucleotides long. RefSeq lists its product as hypothetical. Gene Ontology annotation, molecular function: protein binding; transcription coregulator activity. Gene Ontology annotation, biological process: regulation of DNA-templated transcription; DNA repair. Gene Ontology annotation, cellular component: NuA4 histone acetyltransferase complex; SAGA complex; nucleus. The transcript is spliced from 21 exons. The coding region runs from base 1 to 11256 and encodes 3751 amino acids. The record is from RefSeq and is a predicted model, not a curated record. Lineage: Eukaryota; Fungi; Ascomycota; Pneumocystomycetes; Pneumocystales; Pneumocystaceae.